AUGUUAAAUCUCCUGAAAAAGAAGAAAGAGAAUCAACAGAUGAGAUGGUAUGUGUGUGCUGUUCGUAAUUUUUUAAGCGAGAAGUAUGGCUACUUGCCUCUACCUCAGAACCAAAUCAUCUCUAGUGUUGCUAAGAUGUUUCUGUUUUUUGUAAAUCGCUGGAAACUUGAGCCUCCCAUAAAGUGGCUCUGUUGGUGCAUUGUUCCUAUGUCCUGUGUUUCUCUCCCAUCACGGGAGUCUUCACACUUGUUUGGUCGCACAUUUAUCAAAGCCAUAUUUCCCUUCUUGUGUGAGCAAAUAAUUAUUCAACUGCAGUCUGGACGGUUCACCUCGCAUGACAAUCGGCCUGUUAUGCUUGCAACUUUUCCCAAAUUUCUUGAAGAGUUCAAGCAAGAAGUGUUUAGUGAUCAUUCUCAGGUGUGGAAACCAGACUAUCAACCAACAUCUGUGCAUUUUACAGAGAUAAUGCCAGAGGAAGACAAUAGCGUCAUAGACAGGGCAAGUUUGGAUGCUUUACCACAGGAACAGACAGCUCUUGCCGAUAUUCUGUUAGAAGAUCAGAGUCAUGGUAGCAGGUCUGGUGUAGUACAUCAAGAGGAAUCGGGUAGUGAAGAUCACCUAGUUGAUGUCCUGAACGACAGCAACGACUUGCUGAAUUUGUCUCUGCAGUCAGCUGAUUCAUUUGGUUCGCUUCCUGACUUAGACAUUGAUGAGCUACUGGCUAGUGACUCAUCUGUGUUUAACGACAAUGUUGGCCUUGGUAGAUUACGUGAAGAUUUGAGAGAUCUUGGGGCAUUAGAACUCAAUGAAGAAGUGUCUCAGGUGGAUGUGUCAUUGCCUUCGUCAAGUCUCAAUGUGUCGGAUCCUGCUACAAGUGUCUCAUCAGCUACCAAUGCGACCCUGCCUGAAACCUUACAACUUGCACCGUCUGCAAGUAUAUUGGAUGUUUCACUGACCGAAGGAAAUGAAGAAGACGUAUUGACUAGAGGAUUAGAAGAGCACAACAAGGAGUGUAGCAUCUCACCUGAAAUUGUGUCACCUAGCAAACGAAUGAGACUCGAUAGUGGGGCAUGCAGUGGCGACGGAACUGGGGGGGCCGUGGGGGCACGUGCCCCCACAAAAUGCUCUCCGUUAUCCAUGUCAUCUUGGCUGGUCAUCACCGUGGAGACUAUUCCUAGGCAUAGAGUUAGCAGUGUUCUUGGAUUUCUAUGGCCUGACAAACCGUUGUGCCCCCCCCACUCAGCAGAGGCUUCCUUCGCCUAUGGCAUGGACAAUGAAACUUCAUGCAUCUUGGCUAAGGUCAUCUCUACAACAAGUGAUCCUGAUGAGUUGCUUGGACCAGAAGUUGUCAUUCUUUCAUCCUCAGGGAAUGGAGCUCAAACAGCUCGGGGUGAUUUGGCAAGAGAAGAGGAGAGACAUAGUAUUAUUUCUUUUCGUAUCAUUGGAAAUUCUUCUGGUCUUCUGCCGGUGCCACGACAGGAGGUGGAUCGUCGGCAGCAUCUUGUGUGGCUAAUUCAACUCAGGAAUGUGUUUGCACGUCAGUUGCCUCGCAUGCCUCAGGAGUACAUUACUCGGCUUGUUUUUGACACGAAACAUCGAUCAAUGGUGUUGAUCAAGGAAAACAAUUUUGUGGGAGGGAUAUGCUUUCGCACCUUUCUCAGUCAAGGCUUUUCUGAGAUUGUCUUUUGUGCCGUGUCAUCAAAUGAACAAGUCAAGGGGUAUGGUACACACAUGAUGAAUCACUUGAAAGACUACAGCAUUAGAUAUGGGGUGUACCAUUUUCUGACUUAUGCUGAUGAGUAUGCCAUUGGGUACUUCAAGAAGCAGGGCUUUUCAAGGGAAAUAAAAUUACCCAAAGCUACAUAUUAUGGUUACAUAAAAGAAUACGAUGGGGCUACUUUGAUGGAAUGUGAAUUGAACCCUGCUAUUCCACACACACAACUAUCUAUCAUUAUAAGACGACAAAAGGAGGUUUUGCAUGAACUGAUUGAGAAGAAGCGGUCAAAGAAGAAAGUUUAUCCUGGUCUGACAUGCUUCAAACACAAAGUUUGAAAGAUACCAAUUGAGAGCAUUCCUGGUGUUUUGGAGUCAGGUUGGAAGCCUCCUGAUAGUCACAGCACUGAAUAUGUGGGUGAAGAGCCUGCAGCUUUGCAAUCACGUAUCAGACAAAUGUUCAAUGAGGUCAAGAGUCAUCCACGUACUUGGCCAUUCCGCAGACCUGUAGAUAGAGAAGAAGUUCCAGACUACUAUGACAUCAUACGAUUUCCAAUGGAUUUGCAAACCAUUGGACAACGAAUAAGGUCUGGCUACUAUGUGAGUCGAAAACUAUUUGUAGCAGAUGUGACACGGAUGUUAAACAACUGCAUGACAUACAAUGAUUCAGAUACUGACUACUAUCAGUGUGCAGUAGCUUUGGAGAAGUUCUUUGCAUCAAAGAUAUGUAACUGUUAUAGUGGAUAGGACAUUUCUCAUCCAACACAAGCUGAGUCUACAGAGGACAACUGCAGAAGCAUCUAUAGAUAAAGAUACCGAGAAGUUACGGCAUUCAAAUACAUCAAACUGGAAAUAUAAAAGGGGACUCUAGAGACUUCAGUGAUUGCAACCAUACUGACUUGUCUUCAGACAAAGUUAGUGUAUGUAGCAGCCAGAGGAAUGCAUAUAUAACAAAAUACUUUGGUAUAGGUCAAGAAUAGAUCUAAUAUUGCAAUUCCAUACAUUUUCUAGGAUAGAAAUUGUGUGACACUCUACAUAGAAUGUACACUUGCAAGCUGACCCUGGUCUAUUGCAAGACUUGCUACUGGUAGGUUUAUUAUGUUGUGUACCGUACAGUAUUGCUUGCUGUAAACUGA
Molecule: messenger RNA, 2849 nt
Organism: Corticium candelabrum
Lineage: Eukaryota; Metazoa; Porifera; Homoscleromorpha; Homosclerophorida; Plakinidae
Product: histone acetyltransferase KAT2B-like
Exons: 19
Biological process (GO): chromatin remodeling; positive regulation of transcription by RNA polymerase II
Cellular component (GO): nucleus; ATAC complex
Molecular function (GO): protein binding; histone H3 acetyltransferase activity
Source: RefSeq, a predicted model, not a curated record